Molecule: messenger RNA, 813 nt
Organism: Symbiodinium natans
Lineage: Eukaryota; Dinophyceae; Suessiales; Symbiodiniaceae
Source: the annotation of a GenBank genome assembly
AUGGCGGAGCAGGACAAGAAGUGGUCGAGCACGGCGGACAGCUACGUCCGGUACUUUCAGCCAUCGUCGCUUCUGUGUGGCCGGCUGGUGGCAAACGGGCUGCAGCUGAACCACGUGGGCCCGCUCAAAAUCAUCGAGACCGGAGCGGGCACAGGGGCCUUGGCCAAGGAACUGCUGGGCCUGGAUGGGGUCGAAGUCUUGGAGUACUGCUGCUCGGACAUCGCUGAAGGCAUGGUGGAGAAGGCCAAGGCGACGCUGGCGGGCAUGGUCGCCCGAGUCGAAAAGCUGGACUGCGCGGCGCUGCCGUACGCCGACGCGAGCUUCGACCGCUACAUCUCGAACUGCACCUUGCACUACCUGCCUGAUCCGGCACCCGCCAUCAUGGAGGCCGGCCGCGUUCUGAAGCCAGGCGGCCUCGCUGGAUACAGCGUCUGGGGCCACGCGGAGCAGUCGCCGCUCAUGACCAUCGUCCCGGACGUCCUCGACUCGCUCGGCCUCGAGCGAAAGGACCCGGCCAAGCGCUCGAGUUUCCAUCUCGGCGACGAUGACGAGGCCACGCGCCAGUUGUUCCUCGCCAACGGCUUCUCGAAGUGCGCCAUCGUUCAUUGUCCCCUCGUCAUGUCUUACUUUGACCCCGACCACUACGCCGAGGUUAUCAUCGAUGGUGCCAACAGCACCAGAACCAAGAUUCAGUCCUUCUCUCCGGAAGACCAAGCUGCCGUCCGCGAAGAAGUCAAGCGGCGGGCAAAGCUCGUCAUGGACCAAGGCCGCGGCAUCGCGCUUGAUGUCGCCGUCAUCGUCGCCCAGCGAUGA